GUUGCUGUCGGAAGCGCGAAGCGUUGAUCCCGAGUAUUCAGACUUUUUGCAGAGACUGUUCGUUUGCCAGUGUCACUCCCCCAGUGUGCGAGUUCAAUAAAUCAAAGUUUACGGCUCCGCGUUCCAUUGCAUUUGUCGGAACAACUGCAACGAAUUUGUGCGGCUGUCAAACGGUUGCAUAAAACAAAAGCGGAGUUCCCUGUCCCACUCCACGGUCUUCGCUUUCGUCAUGCCCUGUCCCCGGAAUUUGGCCCGUGGAGCGGCGAUCGCGGCUCUUUUGCUGGCCACCGGUCUAAUUGUCUUGGCAAUUUGUGUGCAGCGACCGAACGAAUCCGGCCAUCGAAUCAUAGUCACAGAGCGGAGAAAGUCCCCCGCAGAGGAGGGUGGCGGUGAUUUGCAAGAUUUGCGGGCCAAAGCGUUGUUUUUAAUCGGCACCACAACAUCGACCACGACGACAACGACAACGACAACAAUAUCGCCGGAAAAUGCAACAAAAAGCGAAAACUCUUCCGGGUCACUGGACAUGCGCCAAAUCCCCCAAAUGGUCCGUUCUACCACGGAGACGACGGCCUGGAAGACCCUGACAUCGCAUCCGAACUCGCUUGUGCAACUGCUGCCGUCGAGGGCCAUGCGAGUGGUCCAGGAGGUGGUGCGAUCUCUGCGGAAAGAGCGUGAGAUUGUGGCCACCACAUCGUUGGGCAAAGUUAGGGGUCGCUAUCAAAAAUAUCGAUCUGGAGAGCGAGGAGGUUAUUACAGUUUCAAGGGCAUGCGAUAUGGAGCAGCACCAACAGGAUCAAGAAGAUUCCGUGCUGCGGAGCCGGAGAAGCCAUGGUCGGGAAUCCGUGAUGCCUCACGGGAGGGUCAGAGCUGUCCCCACAAAAACAUGAUCUUGGACACCUUCAAGGGAGACGAGGAUUGCCUGUUCAUCAACGUUUUCACCACAAGAAUGCCCAAGGAUGAGGAGUCCGGGGAGCAGCCGAAGCUCCCUGUGAUGGUAUGGUUGCAUGGCGGAGGCUUUUCCUUUGGUUCCGGGAACUCCUUCCUCUACGGACCCGACUACCUGGUGGCCGAAGAUAUAGUCCUGGUCACCCUGAACUACCGACUAGGUCCAUUGGGCUUCCUUACAGCCGGACCCGAUGCUCCUGGCAACCAGGGUCUCAAGGAUCAGGUUCUGGCGCUCAAGUGGGUGCGUGAUAACAUAGCUGCUUUUGGAGGAGAUCCGAGCCAGGUGACCGUUUUCGGAGAGUCAGCCGGAGGUUCGUCCGUUCAGCUGCUUCUACUUUCACCCCAAGCCAAGGGACUUUUCCACCGAGCGAUUUCCCAAAGUGGAUCCGCCUUGAAUCCCUGGUCCAUGGCAAUCAGUUCAAGUCAAAGAGCUGCACGAUUGGCAGCCAAUCUGGGUUAUGUUGGAGCCAACAACACCGAGGACAUCCUGGACUUCCUGCGCCGGGUUCCGGCCAUGAAACUGGUGGAGGCAGCACCAACUACAAUCACUGCCGAAGAUCAGCGCAAUAAUAUUGGUUUGCCUUUCGUCCCCGUGGUGGAGGGAUACUGGAAUCAGGACUCGCAGGAGGAGCAGUUCCUCGAGCAGCCCUUCCUUACCCAACAUCCCAGCGAUAUGUAUCACACGCAGAACUUCAACAGCGACGUGGCCUACAUGACGGGUUACAAUACACACGAAGCUAUGUUGUUUAUAAGAAGACUCCGCAAGAAUCCCCAAUUGCUGAGCAUCAUAGAGAAUGACUUUGGCCGCCUGGUGCCACAGGAUUUGAAUGUCACCCAAUACCAUGACAGAGUGACCCGUGAGAUAAGAUCGUUCUAUUUGGGCAGCAAGCAUGUAGGAAUUGAAUCCGUUGACGAGAUGAUAGCGCUCCUCACGGAUCUCAUGUUUCUGCAGGGCAUCCGUCGUACUGCCCGUAAUCAUGCGAAAUAUGGAAAUGCCCCUGUUUACAUGUAUCGAUUCUCUUUUGAUGGCGCUUUGGGUCUCUACAAACGCAUGUUGGGCAUUCCACGACCCGGAGUUUGCCACGGCGAUGAGCUGGGCUACCUGUUCAAGUUCGGAUUCUUCAACUUGAGUCUAGACCCCAAGUCAAUGGAGGUGCAGGUCAAAAACCGUAUGGUGCGCAUGUGGACGAAUUUCGCCAAAUACGGCUCCCCCACGCCGGAUACCGAGGAUUCCGCCCUGACCACCAAGUGGGCGCCAAUCGAUCCCACCAAUGUGAUGAACAGUCUCAAAUACUUGGACAUCUCAGCCAAUAUGGCCAUGAAGACGAAUCCCGAGCCGGAACGUCAGAGGUUCUGGGACGAGAUGUAUCAGCAUUAUAAUGGUGCUGCCAUGUGAAAAAGGAUAUCGACUUACGUUCACAUUACACACACCACACACUCACCCUCACACAUACAAAUUUCGUAUUGCCAUUUUGUGAAAGAUCGCGCGAAACCCAGAAUAUUUAAAUGCAAAUUUCAUUGUACAAUUUUCGUAGUUUGUAGGCAUUGUUAGCUAUAUGUUUAGCUAUAUUAUUAGCAACUAGUUAGUAAGUGUUCCAGCAUUUAUCCACACCAACACCCUCACAAACACCUGCUCACUCUCAUAACCCAAAGUCAAGAUGUCUUUCCUUACUACACGUGUAUCCACAAUAACCAGGUGUAAAUAGUCAGAGUCUGUCUUAUACAUAAUGCCAACAUCUAACACAUGAUGUUUUUGUAAAUUAAAAAUAUUUUAUUAUUAA
Messenger RNA from Drosophila rhopaloa, 2726 nucleotides. Its product is annotated as esterase B1. The coding region runs from base 230 to 2341 and encodes 703 amino acids. The record is from RefSeq and is a predicted model, not a curated record. Gene Ontology annotation, molecular function: hydrolase activity. NCBI's taxonomy places the organism in Eukaryota, Metazoa, Arthropoda, Insecta, Diptera, Drosophilidae. The transcript has 7 exons.